GCCCGGUGACUACUGUCCGUCUGAACUAUGGUGUAGUAAAACUGAACGGAUGUAAUACGCAUCCCAUCUAAAACUCUUGGUUGAUAUACAGGCAGCCUAAUUGGGGAUUGGGGAGAUGUUGACAUCCCCCACUCAGUUGCUCCCUCAGAUUGUCCGUCCAGUGGAAGGAGAUGCCAAGGGCUCCCCUUCCACUCUCUGCAUAUCCCAUGACAUGGAACCCAAAUCCCAAAUCCCCCCUCAUUCCUCUGUCUCAUCCAGCUGUGACAAUGGAGAAGGACAAGCUGAGAAAAGGCACAGUGAAAGACUACAGGCAACCCCAAAGGAGGGCAGGAAUAAACCCAAAGCCCGCAAGGCUGCACCAAAACAGUCCCAAGCAGUAGCAUCCACAAAGAAAGUGAGGAACAGAAGAGUGGCAGCUUGUGGGGAUGAAAACACUGCAGUUAGCGAAUCAUUUAAACACAAAGAUAUAAAAGGCCCUAGUCAGAAUAUGGCACGACCCUCAGCCAGAAACCAAGUGGACUGCACCACUACUGACAAAUCCAUGCAGGAGCUUCAGUCCUGUGAAAUGGCAAAGGACAAAGAGUCUGCAAAGAGCUGGGUGAUCGGCCCUUUGUUUCACUCUUUCAAAUCCAAGAUGUCAAGCUUCACAGAGAUCGUAAUGAGCCCCGUCCGCCUUUUCAAACCCACUGACUUGCCGCCCUCAGAUGCGAAAGGAAUGGAAGAUGAGGAAGCUUUGAGCUUUAGCAAAACGUCAGACCGCACCAGUGAGCACGUCCACGACCAGCAGGCCUGUGUGUCCAAGACACUGCGUUUUGAUGGAAGUUCAAAUGAGGUCACUGUAGAGGAUGAGCAAGAGGGCACAGAGGGAGAGUUGAAGGUCAAAAUGGAGCAACCAGAAAGUCAACAUCAGUCUGCCUCUUCUCGCUUGACACGAGGUGCCCUGCUUAGGGGUGAAGGGCUUGCUUGCCCAGACCCACUUAAAUCUCGGAGUAAUCAGUCUGCCCGGCACAGUCCUGCUGGUCUGUGUGGCAACUCUUCUAAUAACGUUUCGGAAAGGCAGACUCUACAGAGACGUCCUCAAAUCAGACAGGCUGCCCAGAAGAAAUCAGUCUCGCCAGACUAUGCCAUGAAGACAAACACUGUGUCCUCUGCCGAGUCUUGUCAAGUUUUGUGUAACAAUCUAAAGCAGUUGAAGAAUGUAGAUGACCUGCCAGAUGUGAAGACAAGCAGUUUGUCUGAUUCCUCUGUGUUUUACACCCCUCCUGACUCCUUCUCCAAAGAUGAGGGAACACCAGAGCAAGAGGACCUUAAGGAAAGCACCCCCAUUCAGAACACACAGAUUCGUUCAAGCCCCAGAAAGCUGCCCAAGAGCAUCUCUGUUACUCCAGCACCGUUCGCAGUGAAACGGGAAAGCAGCCGGCAGAAAGUUACAGGGAGAAAAGUGACAUUUGACAUAAAAGUCAAAGUAGAAGAUGAGGAGGAAAAAGUUGAAAGUCAGAGAAGCAGUGAAGAUGAAGAGUUGGACCUGUCACCCGAGUCUUCACCCGAUACCGAGGCCACACUGAGACGACCUCAACUCAGGCAGAGGAAGCGAACAAGAAAGCCGCUCCAUGCAGACGCUGAUUGGGCCGUGAAGGCGAAGAGAAGAGUGAAAGCGGGAAAAGUCGAGGGAGCUACAAGGAGACGAGGUAGAAGUAAAGAUGUGGCACCAAAAGAAUGCUUGAGCGAAUGGCUGGAAACCUCCGAGGAGAUUUUAUACACACGGACAACAGACCGUGAUCUGACUGACUCAGGAGGAGAUCUGCUCUCAAAUUCCCAGUCAACAGCAGACACAGAGAUGUCAGAGAUGAACGUGUCCGAUAUUGAUCUAAAAUUUGAAGGCAGCAGUAGAUUGACAAGAGGACAGGCCAAAUCAAAGCAGUCAACACCUGCCAGAGUGAAAGUUGACCCACUUGAAAAUGAGUAUGCUGAUAUUUUUACAGAUUGCCUUGCCGUUAGCCUUUAUGCCGAAAACGAUAAGUCACUUAAUGACAAAAGCAUCAAUGGAAGAGACAAAGAAGACGGCAUCACUGGUUCAUUGUCUCGAAAGCCCAGGCAGUGGGCAAAGAAGACGGCUGUUUCGGAUGACAGCAGCCUGGUGGCAAGCAAAUCAACUGUGAAAUUGGAAGAUGACCACAGUUCUGUUUUUUCACCCGUCAUGGAAAACUCAUCUGGGUCAUUCCUGAACUCCCUAGCCCAGUCAAACUGCAAGAGUGCCAAAAGCAGUAAGAGGAGGCUUAUGAAGAAACGGGGUCAGAUGUACGGUGAGGAGUUUCCCGAUGACUCCCCAUCAGCCUCGAUUCUCAAGCUGGACAACACCAUCUCUGAGAUGUGUGUCAGGGGAGAGAAGAAGAGGCUAGAGGAGUCAGAACAGACCCAGAAGGACAACGACUCCGAUGAAGUCGAACAGACGCCGUCCAAAAGAGAGCGUGGCAAAGCGCUCAAGAGGAAGUCCCCGUCGCCUUGCACAAAGGAGAGCCGUGUGGAUGGCACUGAAAACGAAGAGGAGGAUGACGAUGCUUUUAUAGACACGGAGAGGCCCCCCGAGGCCACGACGUCAGGUAGCGGCUCCAACCGCCUCUUGCGGAGCUACUCCUGCCCAGAGAUAGCGUCUCUCUCACACCGCGAACAGCUCUGGAGAUCCCCUACUCUCCUCCCGCAUGGCCGAGCUCCCCCAGUGCCCGCUCCGCACCAUCCUGUCGUGAACCCCGCCCCACACCUCCCCCCCUCGCCCUCCAAGCGCACCCGCCGACACACCGUCUGCAGUUUGGAGAUAGAGAGAGAGAUCGCGCCGCUGUGUCUCCGUAAGGAGGUGUAUCCCACCGGUAGAUGCGGCCUCUACGGCAGCCCGUCCCACCCGCUCUGUCCCAGCACGGCCUCCCCGUCCACCUUCACGGCCCUCGUUUCCAGCUUUCUGUCCAGUCCCCUGGCAUUCCUGUCGAGGAGAUCCGACAGAGGGAAACGCAAGGCCCGUGAGGACGAUAGCCUCAUCACCACCUCCUCCUCCUCCUCCUUCUCCACCACCUCUACCUCCUCCCACCCACUAAGUCCCAGUGUAACCCCACCCUGCUCCACCUCAUCCCCUCCCUUUGCGCUGGGCCCAGCCGUCCAUCACUCGCUUGCUGGUUUCACAUGCAGUGCCCCUCCCAGAUCAAGCCUUAUUUCAGCCUCUGUAUCGCCAGGCUGCAGCAGCCAUUUUCAGGUGUCCUCAGAGGGAGAGGAUGAUUCUGGACAGCAGUCUGAAGAUGGGGAGGAGAAUGGGGGUAAUCUCAGUCUGGAUCUUCUCUCGAGACAAAUGCCUGAGGAAAAAGCUCUGUCUGAUUCAGAAAUUAAGAUGGAAACAAAGCAAGGUGAACAGAGAAAGGUUUCAUCUAUACGCAUUCGUAAAACUUUGCCUAAGCCUCUUAAUAAUCUGACACCAAUGGGUCUUCCCAAACUUAUCAGGCCAAAGAAGAAAGAGUUUAGCGUUGAGGAGAUCUAUACCAACAAAAACUUCACCAAACCUGCAGAAGGACGUCUAGAGACCAUCUUUGAAGACCCACUCAAGCGGCGUGAUGGCUCUCAUUGUCUGCUUGGGCAGAAACGAGUGAAGCGGUUUGUUGAAUUCCCAGAAAUCGGCAAGGCUAGAAAGCUCCGGAAGCCACUGGUCAUUGCCGGGACCGGUAGCAGCAGCAGCACCCAGAAGACGGUUGGGCAGUCCUCAGGUGGACGACCCCGGCGUGGCGUAUGGUCCACCUCCAAGGAUGACCCCCAGCCGUCCCCAGAGGACCUGGACUCCCUUCUGUGCUCCAAACUGGAUCAGCUGGACUCCCUGAUGGCUGUGGAGGAGGGCAGCAGCUGAGACACACACACACACACACACACACAAAAAGCAGAACAAAAACAAUGCAGGCGAUUGGCGAUCUCCAGCACUUUGGAAGAUCCCUCCAGAUCAAGAUCCCUCAUGUUGUUUUGUUGUUUUUAUUAUUAUUUAGUUUUAUAUGUUUGAAGACCUCCCUCCAUUUUAAGUUGUGUGUUUUCAUUAAAUCUUUUGUAUGUUUUCAUUUGUAUGUUUGGUUUUGUUGUUUGAUUUUACUAUACUUCUGCCUUUUGUUUUAUGCAAAUUUGUUUUUGUACUUAUGCUUGUCGUAAAGCAUGCAGCAAAAAAAUACAAUGUUGUUUAUUCAUACUUGAUUUGACACGAGCUACUAUAAUUAUACAUCUUUUAAUUUACUGAUCGAGGGUAGUCCUAGUAUGGGUGAAUGUAGGCAUGUGUGUGUGUGUGUGUGUGUGUGUGUGUGUGUGUAUGUAUAUGCUGUUCUUUGCCUCCACUUAUUUGGUUCAGCCAUUUUCACGCCCAUUGCCUUGCAGAUGUAUAGAAAGACCCAAAUGGUAACCGUCAUGGCAUAGCUUCGGUACAUUACAGUAUAUUACGUUACUUGUAGCCACAGCACAGGGAGCGUCUUUCUCAUGGUAGUAUCCUCUUUGUAAACGGGGCAAUAAUUUCACUCAUAGCCUUCUAUUACCAAUGUACCCUUUAAGAACACAAAAGGCCGUCCGUGUGCUCUGUAUUUAUUUUAUGUGCCAAAACCUUUCGUGCAGCUCAUCCAGGCCUUCUAUAGAUUGACUGUAUUUAAUGGUGCUAUUCAAGUACAGGACAUACACAUGGGUCACUGAUCAAGGCAAGAAGCAACAUGCCGUUUUCUAGCGCACACUGCAGAAUCCAGCUUUAGCUAUCCCUGUGUGUGGGGAGUGGCUUCAAAUCAAACAGAAGAACAUUUGCUUCAUUCAACUGCUGUAGUCCAGUGCUUUGUCAAACUUUGUUGGUUUGAUUCUUUGUCAAAUGGCAGCUCAAACUUGCACCAGUCUCAGCGUUUUAAAGAGCAGUUAUUUUGCCUCAUCAAUGUUACAUGGGUUGUUAUGUAUUUUUGUUUAUACAAAUCAGUGUGGCACCUUUGAAAAUCAAGAUCCAAUUGUCUGAUGGCUUUGCAGGCUCAGUUUUAUGUUACCUGAAUGAAUGCAGUUCAGUGCAAGUUCUUUGGUUUGCUACGAUCAUUUCUUUCAAACAUUUGCUAUGAUCAUUUUUUCUGUAUAUUUUUGAUAAUGUGGAUGGCAUGUAUAGGAGAGCUCAUAUUUUGUAUCUUUUGUCAUGUGUAUAUAAAGGGGAUAAUUGUCUGGAGUUUUAAAAAUGUUUUAUAUGAAUAAAUGUAAGUUCUCUUCUAUGUAAA
Messenger RNA from Sardina pilchardus (European sardine), 5246 nucleotides. It is a transcript of the gene prr14, whose product is annotated as proline rich 14. The record is from RefSeq and is a predicted model, not a curated record. The transcript is spliced from 9 exons. The coding region runs from base 116 to 3880 and encodes 1254 amino acids. NCBI's taxonomy places the organism in Eukaryota, Metazoa, Chordata, Actinopteri, Clupeiformes, Clupeidae.